Messenger RNA from Theobroma cacao (cacao), 1590 nucleotides. Its product is annotated as P-loop containing nucleoside triphosphate hydrolases superfamily protein. The record is from RefSeq and is a predicted model, not a curated record. NCBI's taxonomy places the organism in Eukaryota, Viridiplantae, Streptophyta, Magnoliopsida, Malvales, Malvaceae. Gene Ontology annotation, cellular component: mitochondrial outer membrane. Gene Ontology annotation, molecular function: ATP hydrolysis activity; ATP binding.
AUGUGAAAGAUGGGUUCAUCGUCGUCGGAGACAAAGUUCCUGCAAGAACUGAUUUUGUACGCUGCCAGCGCCGCCCUUAGUUGCUUGGUCCUCUUCGCGGGGCUCCGACACCUCGACCCGAACCGGGAGGCUUCUAAAAAGGCACUCGAGCAGAAGAAGGAAAUUGCCAAGCGCUUGGGUCGUCCUUUAAUUCACACCAAUCCUUACGAGGAUGUAAUAGCAUGUGAUGUGAUAAAUCCUGAUCACAUUGAUGUGGAAUUUGAGUCUAUUGGAGGAUUAGAAUCCAUCAAGCAGGCUCUCUACGAACUAGUGAUUCUUCCAUUACGGAGACCUGAGCUGUUUGCACAUGGAAAGCUUCUUGGUCCUCAAAAAGGGGUUUUGUUAUAUGGACCCCCGGGUACUGGAAAGACCAUGCUUGCUAAAGCCAUAGCAAAGGAGUCUGGAGCUGUUUUUAUAAAUGUGAGGAUUUCAAAUCUGAUGAGCAAGUGGUUUGGUGAUGCACAGAAACUUGUGGCCGCUGUGUUUAGCUUGGCUUAUAAACUCGAGCCCGCUAUUAUAUUCAUUGAUGAGGUUGACAGUUUUUUAGGACAGCGUCGUAAUACAGAUCAUGAAGCAAUGACAAACAUGAAGACUGAGUUCAUGGCUUUAUGGGAUGGUUUUACUACUGAUCAGAAUGCACGAGUUAUGGUUCUUGCUGCAACGAAUCGUCCUUCAGAACUAGAUGAAGCCAUACUCAGGCGUCUUCCCCAGGCUUUCGAGAUUGGAAUACCUGAUCGCAGGGAGAGGGCUGAGAUACUGAAGGUGAUUUUGAAGGGUGAGAAGGUUGAAGAAAGCAUCAACUUUGACUACAUAGCGAGUUUGUGUGAAGGGUACACAGGUUCAGAUCUUCUUGAACUCUGCAAGAAAGCAGCAUACUUUCCUAUCAGGGACUUACUAGAUGAUGAGAAGAAAGGAAAGCCGUCUGGAGCUCCAAGGCCAUUAUCACAGACUGAUUUGGAGAAAGUACUUUCCACAUCAAGGAAGACCGGGUCUGCUGCAAAUGAAUAUAGCAGGUUAAGUUCACAGUUAUCUGGAUGGUCAAGGCAGAAAGAAUCAGAUGAUUAUCAGGUUCAAGCUGCAAUCAAUGAACUCUCCAAGCUUGUAGUUUCUCAAAUUGUUAACCUUCAAUCAGAUUCGCAGGAUGCCUGAAAUUCUCAUCUCUAUAACUCAGAUUAUGGUGCGCAGUCUGGUGUUCUGUAAUACUAUGCUUGGAAAAUUAGAUUCUUUUUCCUGGCAAAGCAUUUAUUAACAUUUGAGGUGACAUCUUAUGUAAAGCUUGUGAUGGCAGCUUUGAAACAAUAAGAACUGUUAUAGUUACUAAGUUAUUCAUUUAAAGUAACUUUCAAUUUGCCUUUGGGUGCCUGGGCUCCAAUUUUUUCCCCCCCCAUAAUUUUAGAUGCAGCAAUGCCAAUGGAGCUUGCGAAAGUUAGCGAGUGAAAUCUUUUGGUUGUAAUAUUUUAGAAACUCUGUUGAUACAGUUUAAUGGGGAUGUUAUGUGGUGGACCACUGUUAAGACUGGUUUGGUGUUCUAUUGUGCUUUUUGUUGCUUGA